Messenger RNA from Seminavis robusta, 1116 nucleotides. NCBI's taxonomy places the organism in Eukaryota, Bacillariophyta, Bacillariophyceae, Naviculales, Naviculaceae. The record is from the annotation of a GenBank genome assembly.
UUGCGUGUAUCCCAUGGAUCUUUUUUGGGACAAAGUUUAUUGGACCACCUGUUCCUUGUCACAAAGUGGGACCAGACCCAAGGCCAACCUGUCAUCUUCUUAUCUUCUUCGCAGCAAUUGAGGGUGUAGAACAUGCACCAGCUGUAAUCGAUCAGAACUGGAGAACAAGGUCAUGUCAUCAAGAAGAAUCGGUGCUUGGGAAGAAGGGUCAAAGCAGGUGUUUUCUCUCACGAAUGAUCCCAUGCAUCACCACUUCUGAUUGUGCGACCCAGAUGUUGCCAAUGCUUUGCAUCUCUCUGGCUUCAACUUGAUGGAGUUGCCACAAACUUGCCGAUUGCCGAUUGCCAAGAAAAGAGUUGACACUGAAAACUUGCAACAUUCCAUUAUUAUCUACCGUCCGUAUUGAGUACUAGUAUUCGUCGUUUGGUACCUUCUCGUUUUUCUUGCCGCUAGAUACCCCUCAGGCUACUAUACUAAUCUUCAUUCAAGCAAGCAAUAGGAUGUGCCAUCAGCAAUCACGCAGCAGCAUACCAAAGAGGCGAAGAGUGACCUUCAAGUCUAGUGUUCAUGUAGUCCACAAGCCAUGCUCCAAAAAGGAAGCCAAGACGCUGUGGUAUUCCAAGAAGGAACUGAAGAAAAUCCGAUUGGGGAUCCGGUGCUCCUUGAAAAACCUAGAACUCGCCAUUGAUGAUACCAGCAAGGAGCAGUUCCAAUGGAGGGGGUUGGAGCUUGUCAAGAGGGGCUGCUCGGCGCUGGAAUCACAACGGAUACUGAUCAAGGGAGUCUUGUCCUUGCAGAAGAUGCACAAACAGUUGGGACUUCGAGACGAAAAGACGAUCAACCUGUUUGCAACUGCAUUCAAUAGGGAGGCAGUGUUGCAAGCACAAGAGACUGCCAAAGAGGACUUUGUCGAAGCCACGCAAAUCCACAAGGAAGGCGAACAAAACUAGCAGAGAGCUGGAAGGCUGGAAGGAACAGUGGAGUUUGUUAGGAGUGAGUCUGAGUGCAUCCAGCAAGCUGCCAGACUACCAGUACACAGCCAAGGCGAAACGGUUACUGCUCCUUGAAACCUUAAUAAUUAGAGAAAUUUUUUCAUUAGACAGAAACUUUUAUGUU